Messenger RNA from Vitis vinifera (wine grape), 2413 nucleotides. Its product is annotated as KH domain-containing protein At4g18375. Lineage: Eukaryota; Viridiplantae; Streptophyta; Magnoliopsida; Vitales; Vitaceae. Gene Ontology annotation, molecular function: mRNA binding. The transcript has 8 exons. Gene Ontology annotation, cellular component: cytoplasm; nucleus. Bases 138 to 2009 code for a protein of 623 amino acids. The record is from RefSeq and is a predicted model, not a curated record. Gene Ontology annotation, biological process: regulation of gene expression.
AGUUGACACUGAAUAUAUAUGUCUCUGGAAAAUCGAAAGAGCCCGAAAUAGGAUAAAUCACAAGUUCGCAUAGCGCAACACUCGUCUAGGGUUUUGGCAUUCUCUCUUCCACAGGAGUCAGUCUAUAUUUAAAAAGAAUGGGCGAAACAGGGAAGCGGUUUCGUUCCCAGAGAGACCAAGAUGGUGACAACAAGAUUCAGAAAAGACGGGUAAAUGAAAGAGAUGAAAAGGGUAGUGAUGAAUUGAUAGUUUAUAGGAUACUGUGCCCAGAUGGGGUUAUUGGGAGUGUAAUUGGUAAAAGUGGGAAAGUUAUAAACUCGAUAAGACAAGAUACAAGGGCAAAGAUUAAGGUUGUAGAUCCAUUUCCAGGUGCCAAGGAUAGGGUUAUAACCAUCUAUUGCUAUGUUAAGGAGAAGGAAGAAGUUGAAGUUGAUGAUGAAUUUAAUGACAAGCAGCCUCUAUGCCCUGCCCAGGAUGCCCUUCUUAAAGUGCAUGCUGCCAUUGUAAAUGCUGUAGCUUCACUUGAGAACUCUGACAAAAAAAAGAAAGAUAAGGAGGAAUGUCAAAUUCUUGUUCCAUCUAGUCAGUCUGCAAAUGUUAUUGGUAAGGCAGGUGCUACCAUAAAGAGACUGAGAAGCAAGACGAGAGCAAAUAUUAAGAUAACUGCCAAGGAUUCCACUGACCCCAGUCAUUCAUGUGCUAUGGAAUUUGACAACUUUGUUCUGAUAGCUGGUGAUUCGGAAGCAGUGAAGAAGGCACUGUUUGCAAUUUCUGCAAUCAUGUACAAGUUCACUCCUAGAGAAGAAAUUCCUCUUGACACUACUGUACCAGAAGCCCCUCCCAGCAUCAUUAUCCCUUCAGAUGUCCCGAUAUAUCCUGCUGGUGGAUUCUAUCCUAGUGCAGACUCUAUUGUGUCUGCUAGAUCUGUUCCUCCUGUCUUAGCUGCUACACAUGUACCAGAACUUCAGGGUUAUUCAGACAUGGGCAGUACAUGGCCAGUUUAUUCAUCUAACCUUCCUGUAGUUUCUGGUUAUGGAGCAUCACGAUCUGAGGAGUUAAUUAUAAGAGUUUUGUGCCCAUUUGACAAGAUUGGGCGUGUUAUUGGCAGGGGAGGGAGUUCCAUUAAAAGUGUAAGGGAGGCUAGUGGUGCACAUGUUGAGGUUGAUGACACCAAGGCUGAUCGUGAUGAGUGUCUCAUCACUGUCACUUCAACAGAGUCUGUCGAUGAUCUGAAAUCCAUGGCAGUUGAAGCUGUUUUAUUGCUGCAAGCUAAGAUAAAUGAUGAAGAUGACGACACUGUUGCUAUACGUCUUCUUGUUCCAUCAAAAAUUAUUGGGUGUAUUAUUGGGAAAAGUGGUUCAAUUAUUAAUGAAAUUAGGAAGAGAACUAGAGCUGAUGUUCGCAUCUCAAAGAGUGAGAGGCCCAAGUGUGCUGAUGCCAAUGAUGAACUUAUUGAGGUGGUUGGAGAAGUUGGUAGUGUGAGAGAUGCACUUGUUCAGAUUGUUCUGAGACUUCGGGAUGAUGCAUUGAAGGAUAGGGAUACUGGUCACAAUACUUCUGCAGGCACUGAUUCUUUAUACUCUGGUGGUGCGGGUCUAUCAGUUUCUUCUGUUUUACCCUCUGCUCCUCCGGUUGCUCCAUUGAGCUAUGACCAGAGGGCUGAAACUGGAAGUGGCUUGGGCCUUCUUUCUUCAAGCAGCCUUUAUGGAUACGGAUCUUUGUCAGUGGGGGAGAAUGCCUAUGGAUCAAUGUCCUCUUAUUCAUCAAAGCUUUAUGGAGGAUUGCCUACACCAUCGACCUUUGACAUGGUGAUCCCUGCAAAUGCAGUGGGCAAAGUUAUGGGCAAAGGUGGGGCAAAUAUAGCAAACAUUAGGAAGAUAUCAGGAGCAGUUAUAGAGAUUUCUGAUUCCAAGUCUUCCCGAGGUGAUCGCGUGGCCUUGAUAUCUGGUACACCUGAACAGAAACGCACAGCAGAAAAUUUGAUUCAGGCUUUUAUAAUGGCCACCUGAGUUUUGAGGCCACUUCUUGGUAUUUGAAGGUGAAUUCUAGUUGAAACCUUGGAGCUCUUCCUCAUGUUUCCUCAAUGUAGUUCCUUUAGGUUUGGUCCUGGAGAAGGCUUCUUAUUUCUAGGUUUCUUCUUCUACUGGACUGCUUCUGUUUCUUCCAAUACAGUGCUGGGAAGAUUCACAACUGGCUCUAUUUUCAGGGAAUAUAGGUUUCUGUCUGUGUUGUUUAAUCCAUUCAUCAUCUGCCGUUAUCUUAGACCUUAUUAGGACCUUUCUUUCCUUUCGUAGUAUUUUAUGAGCUCUUAAUCUUUGACUGUUGUGGAGCCCAUCUUAUUUCCAAUAUUGCUAUGAUAUAAAUUUGAUGUUCGUGGCCACAAGUAUUUUCGGUAAAGACCAUUAUUGGCAAA